Messenger RNA from Lichtheimia ornata, 1155 nucleotides. RefSeq lists its product as uncharacterized. Bases 1 to 1155 code for a protein of 384 amino acids. NCBI's taxonomy places the organism in Eukaryota, Fungi, Mucoromycota, Mucoromycetes, Mucorales, Lichtheimiaceae. The record is from RefSeq and is a predicted model, not a curated record. The transcript is spliced from 2 exons. Gene Ontology annotation, biological process: negative regulation of DNA-templated transcription. Gene Ontology annotation, cellular component: nucleus.
AUGUCAUCAACAACAUUAGCUGUUUUCCUCGAAGACCUCAACCUUACCCAAUAUCAAGAUGGCUUUGUGCGUGCUGGCAUUGCAACAGACAAUGAAGAUGACCUGCAGCAGCUGAUUCAAUUUAAUGAUGACGAGCUCAGCGAAUUCCUAAAUGCUGUAAACAUGCUUCCUUUUCAUUCAUCCAAGUUUAAAAAGUCACUACGAGAGCUACGAGUGAAAACAACACGAUCCACCGGUGAUGGCAACAAAAAGUCCCUUGAACCCGCUGAACCAGCACCUAUGCUACCAAGUCUUGAACAAAUUCUGAGCUCUCCGACAUCGAAUCCAUCUUGGCUAGGUGAUACGUGCACUCGGCGACCUUCUCGAGAAGUCAUUGUGUCUCAUGCUACCAUCUAUGGCAAACGUAGCAGUCGACCCCUUACUGGAUAUGAAAAAGCAAUCAAUGAAGCGGCCGUUCACCUUGCUUUACAAGACCCAUCUCUGGUAGUCAACAAAGGUGAUCUCUUUGAGCGUGCCAAGCGUAAGCUAUUGAUGGAUGGCUAUCAAUACAAGCGUGGCAAAAGUCGAUCCAAGCUCACCAAGGAAGUGACCAUAUCUUCAUGUGCUCGUUCUACACGUUCUUCUACCGCAUCAUCCCAACAUUGGACCCGUUUGAAGAGAAAAAUGCAUGCACAACGCGUCUCUGAGGCACGUCAACAAAAGAUCCAUACGCUCCAGAGCCAGUUGGAUGACAUCCUUGCCAAGCGACAACCACCACUGGAUCAUGAAGAACAUGUUGCACUACAAACGGAGCGUGAGACCUUGGCCAAGGAAAUUGCAAAGUUGAAAGCUCAAGAACGUAAACAUCAAUGGUACGAACGACGUAAAGCAGAAAGGUGUGGUGAAAACCAAUAUGGCGGUAGUAGCCCGUCAUCAUCAUCGUCAUCAUCAGCUGCAAGUUCCUCUGAAGAAAACGAAGAUAUGAAUGAAGAAAGCGAUGCCGCUGAUCUUUUUUUUGAACAUGCUCAUCCACAGCCAUCAUCGCUAACACCUGAUCCAACAAUCUUCCGGAGCAGAGAUAUACCGCUUUUCCCAUCCCCUCCAUCUAUGCAUCAAGACAAAGCAUUCGCACCCACAUCAUCCAUCCGACAAUAUUGUAUCGAUACUUGUAAUUAA